Messenger RNA from Etheostoma cragini (Arkansas darter), 5113 nucleotides. RefSeq names its product cingulin-like. The record is from RefSeq and is a predicted model, not a curated record. Lineage: Eukaryota; Metazoa; Chordata; Actinopteri; Perciformes; Percidae. The transcript is spliced from 4 exons. The coding region runs from base 206 to 5113 and encodes 1635 amino acids.
UGACAUUCUGAAACAAAGUCACAUAUUAGAACAAGUGAAACAAGACAUCAAAGAGGAAAGAGACAAACUGGAAAUCUCAAAGACUGAGCUACAACAGAACAAAGAACAUGUCGACAGUCAGAUUGAUGAGAUCACCAGAGAGAAAACCAACAUUAAAUAUCUGACCAUUCAGCUUCAGGGAGAAAAAGACAAACUUGGCAAUAUCAUGAACAUGCUUACCUUAAAACAAGAGGAACAAGCACUCAAGGAAGAAGAGUUCAAAAGACAAACACAAGAACUGGACACCAGUAAGAAGAGUUUGCUGGUAGAAAAAGAAGUAAUGGAACUUUUGAGGAAGGACCUCAACAGGAUGAAAGAAGACGUUAAAGCUGCCAUUAACACCAUCAGUGAAGAGAGAGAACAACUCAAUCAGAUGAAGAGUAGUACUGUUAUGGACAGAAAAAUGCUUGAGAAUGAAAAUGAAAUAAUGGAAGGUGAGAGGUCUGAGCUGAUACUAAGAGAAGAUCAACUCUUGAGUGAAAGGAAAUCAUUAGAAAAUGUGAAGGAAAAAUUGCAACAGCUGAAUAAAAGGAUGAGUGAAGACGUGAAAUACAAAAUCAUGAGACUGGAGCAAAACAAUGAAGACUUACUGAAAAUGUUGAGUUUUUUGGAGCAGAAGCAUGAGGCUCUAGAUGAACAGAAAGACAAUAUAACAUCUUACACUGAGCUAUUAGAGAGAGAUACGGAAGGGUUGAAGAGUAUGUUUUCAGAAAUUGACAUACAAAGACAAGAAAUGACCGAUCGACUGAAACAAGAAGCUGAGUUGGAAAAGACACAUCUUAUAGAACUAAAGGCAGAGCAGAAGCAAGACAGAGAAGCUCUGGAUAUAGAGAGAGACUUGAUGAAGAAAGAGAAACUGGAAUUGGACCAGAUACGGUCUGAGAUCCUUAAACAAAGUCACAUAGUAGGACAAGUGAUACAAGAUAUCAAUGAGGAAAGAGACAAACUGGAAAUCUCAAAGACUGAGCUAAAACAGCACAAAGAACAUGUUGACAGUCAGUUUGAUGAGAUCAUCAGCAAGAAAACCAACAUUAAAGAUCUGACCCUUCAGCUUCAGAGAGAAAAAGACAAACUUGGCAAUAUAAUAAACAUGCUUACCUUAAAACAAGAGGAACAAGCACUCAAGGAAGAAGAGUUCAAAAAACAGACAAAAGAUUUGGACACCAGUAAGAAGAGUUUACUGGUAGAAAAAGAAGUAAUGGAACUUUUGAGGAAGGACCUCAACAGGAUAAAAGAAGAAGUUAAACCUGCGAUUAAGACCAUCAGUGAAGAAAGAGAACAACUCAAUCAGAUGAAGAGUAGUACUGUUAUAGACAGACAAAUGCUUGAGAAAGAAAAGGAAAUAAUGAAAGGUGAGAGGUCUGAGCUGAUACUAAGAGAAGAUCAACUCUUGAGUGAAAGGAAAUCACUUGAAAAUGUGAAGGAAAAACUGCAACAGUUAAAUCAAAGAACGAGUGAAGACGUGAAAUACAAAAUCAUGAGACUGGAGCAAAACAAUGAAGACUUACUGAAAAUGUUGAGUGAUUUGGAGCAGAAGCAUGAGGCUCUAGAUAAACAGAAAGACAAUAUAACAUCUUACACCGACCUAUUAGAAAGAGAUACGGAAGGGUUGAAGAGUAUGUUGUCAGAGAUUGACAUGCAAAGACAAGAACUGACCAAUCGACUGAAACAAGAAGCUGAGUUGGAAAAGACACAUCUUAUAGAACUAAAGGCAGAGCAGAAGCAAGACAGAGAAGCUCUGGAUAGAGAGAGAGACAUGAUGAAGAAAGAGAAACUGGAAUUGGACCAGAUAAUGUCUGACAUUCUGAAACAAAGUCACAUAGUAGGACAAGUGAUACAAGGUAUCAAAGAGGAAAGAGAAAACCUGGAAAUCUCAACGACUGAGCUACAACAGAACAAAGAACAUCUUGACAGUCGGUUUGAUGAGAUCACCAGAGAGAAAACCAACAUUGAAGAUCUGACCCUUCAGCUUCAGAGAGAAAAUGACAAACUUCAGAGAGAAAAAGUCAAACUUGGCAAUAUCAUGAACAUGCUUACCUUAAAACAAGAGGAACAAGCACUCAAGGAAGAAGAGUUCAAAAGACGAAAACAAGAACUGGACACCAGUAAGAAGAGUUUGCUGGUAGAAAAAGAAGUAAUGGAACUUUUGAGGAAGGACCUCAACAGUAUGAAAGAAGACGUUAAAAAUGCGAUUAACACCAUCAGUGAAGAGAGAGAACAACUCAAUCAGAUAAAGAGUAGUAAUGUUAUGGACAGACUAAUGCUUGAGAAUAAAAAGGAAAUAAUAGAAAGUGAGAGGUCAAAGCUUAUACUAAGAGAAGAUCAACUCUUGAGUGAAAGGAAAUCACUUGAAAACAUGAAGGAAAAACUGCAACAGCUGAAUAAAAGGAUGAGUGAAGACGUGAAAUACAAAAUCAUGAGACUGGAGCAAAACAAUAAAGACUUACUGAAACUGUUGAGUGAUUUGGAGCAAAAGCAUGAGGCUCUAGAUAAACAGAAAGAAAAUUUAACAUCUUGCACUGAGCUACUAGAGAGAGAUACGGAAGGGUUGAAGAGUAUUUUGUCAGAAAUUGACAUGCAAAGACAAGAAAUGACCAAUCGACUGAAACAAGAAGCUGAGUUUGAAAAGACACAUCUUAUAGAACUAAAGGCAGAGCAGAAGCAUAAAAGAGAAGCUCUGGAUAUAGAGAGAGACUUGAUGAAGAAAGAGAAACUGGAAUUGGACAAGAUAAGGUCUGACAUCCUUAAACAAAGUCACAUAGUAGGACAAGUGAUACAAGAUAUCAAAGAGGAAAGAGACAAACUGGAAAUCUUAAAGACUGAGCUACAACAGAACAAAGAACAUCUUGACAGUCAGUUUGAUGAGAUCACCAGAGAGAAAACCAACAUUAAAGAUCUGACCCUUCAGCUUCAGAGAGAAAGAGACAAACUUGGCACUAUAAUGAAUAUGCUUAACUUAAAACAAGAGAAACAAUUACUCAAGGAAGAAGAGUUCAAAAGACAAACACAAGAUUUGGACACCAGUAAGAAGGGUUUACUGGUAGAAAAAGAAGUAAUGGAACUUUUGAGGAAGGACCUCAACAGGACAAAAGAAGACGUGAAAGCUGCGAUUAACACCAUCAGUGAAGAGAGAGAACAACUCAAUCAGAUAAAGAGUAGUAAUGUUAUGGACAGACUAAUGCUUGAGAAUAAAAAGGAAAUAAUAAAAGGUGAGAGGUCAGAGCUGAUACUAAGAGAAGAUCAACUCUUGAGUGAAAGGAAAUCACUUGAAAAUAUGAAGGAAAAACUGCAACAGCUGAAUAAAAGGAUGAGUGAAGACGUGAAAUACAAAAUCAUGAGACUGGAGCAAAACAAUGAAGACUUACUGAAACUGUUGAGUGUUUUGGAGCAGAAGCAUGAGGCUCUAGAUAAACAGAAAGAAAAUUUAACAUCUUGCACUGAGCUAUUGGAGAGAGAUAUGGAAGGGUUGAAGAGUAUGUUGUCAGAAAUUGACAUGCAAAGACAAGAAAUGACCAAUCGACUGAAACAACAAGCUGAGUUGGAAAAGACACAUCUUAUAGAACUAAAGGCAGAGCAGAAGCAAGACAGAGAAGCUCUGGAUAGAGAGAGAGACAUGAUGAAGAAAGAGAAACUGGAAUUGGACCAGAUAAGGUCUGACAUCCUGAAACAAAGUCACAUAGUAGGACAAGUGAUACAAGGUAUCAAAGAGGAAAGAGACAUCCUGGAAAUCUCAAAGACUGAGCUACAACAGAACAAAGAACAUCUUGACAGUCAGUUUGAUGAGAUCACAAGAGAGAAAACCAACAUUGAAGAUCUGACCAUUCAGCUUAAGAGAGAAAAUGACCAACUUCAGAGAGAAAAAGUCAAACUUGGCAAUAUCAUGAACAUGCUUACCUUAAAACAAGAGGAACAAGCACUCAAGGAAGAAGAGUUCAAAAGACGAAAACAAGAACUGGACACCAGUAAGAAGAGUUUGCUGGUAGAAAAAGAAGUAAUGGAACUUUUGAGGAAGGACCUCAACAGUAUGAAAGAAGACGUUAAAAAUGCGAUUAACACCAUCAGUGAAGAGAGAGAACAACUCAAUCAGAUAAAGAGUAGUAAUGUUAUGGACAGACUAAUGCUUGAGAAUGAAAAGGAAAUAAUAGAAAGUGAGAGGUCAGAGCUGAUACUAAGAGAAGAUCAACUCUUGAGUGAAAGGAAAUCACUUGAAAACAUGAAGGAAAAACUGCAACAGCUGAAUAAAAGGAUGAGUGAAGACGUGAAAUACAAAAUCAUGAGACUGGAGCAAAACAAUGAAGACUUACUGAAACUGUUGAGUGAUUUGGAGGAAGAGCAUGAGGAUCUAGAUAAACAGAAAGAAAAUUUAACAUCUUGCACUGAGCUACUAGAGAGAGAUACGGAAGGGUUGAAGAGUAUGUUGUCAGAAAUUGACAUGCAAAGACAAGAAAUGACCAAUCGACUGAAACAAGAAGCUGAGUUGGAAAAGACACAUCUUAUAGAACUAAAGGCAGAGCAGAAGCAUGACAGAGAAGCUCUGGAUAUAGAGAGAGACUUGAUGAAGAAAGAGAAACUGGAAUUGGACAAGAUGAGGUCUGACAUCCUUAAACAAAGUCACAUAGUAGGAAAAGUGAUACAAGAUAUCAAAGAGGAAAGAGACAAUCUGGAAAUCUUAAAGACUGAGCUACAACAGAACAAAGAACAUCUUGACAGUCAGUUUGAUGAGAUCACCAGAGAGAAAACCAACAUUAAAGAUCUGACCCUUCAGCUUCAGAGAGAAAGAGACAAACUUGGCACUAUAAUGAAUAUGCUUAACUUAAAACAAGAGAAACAAUUACUCAAGGAAGAAGAGUUCAAAAGACAAACACAAGAUUUGGACACCAGUAAGAAGAGUUUACUGGUAGAAAAAGAAGUAAUGGAACUUUUGAGGAAGGACCUCAACAGGACAAAAGAAGACGUUAAAGCUGCGAUUAACACCAUCAGUGAAGAGAGAGAACAACUCAAUCAGAUAAAGAGUAGUAAUGUUAUGGACAGACUAAUGCUUGAGAAUAAAAAGGAAAUAAUGAAAGAAGCAUGA